AUGGCGAAUGGAGGAGGCGUCAACUACACCUUCGGCCCGUACAAGAUCCACCGUACCGAGGUCUUCCACUCCACCGUGCACUCCUUUGCCACGGUCAACCUGCGGCCUCUCCUACCGGGUCAUGUGCUUGUAUGUAUAAGGCGGGAAGUAAAAUGUUUUAUUGAUCUCACUGCUGAUGUGGUUUGUGACUUAUGGCCUACUGCCAAGGAAGUCGGUGGUUGUCUUGAGCGUCAUCAUGAAGCAUCUUCACUGACAUUUGCUAUUCAAGAUGAACCUCAGGCUGGGCAGACAGUUCCUCAUGUGCACAUUUUCAUUCUACCUAGGAAAAAGGGAGAUUUCGAGAAAAAUGAUGAGAUCCAUUAUGCCAUUGAUUUGAAAGAGAAGGAACUCAAGGAGAAGCUCGACUUGGACAGAGAAAGGAGGGACAGAACACCAGAGGAAAUGGACCUAGAGGCCGAUGAGUAUCGAGCUCUAUUCUCAUAGAUAAUGCUGCUUACUUCUGCCUAAUGGAUCUCAUCUUCACCGACUUAUGAAAAAUCAGUGAAGGUAUUAUUAUACGUCUUUUUCUGCCUGGCAUCACUAUGGGUUUUCUCUAUUCCUAUUACUAAGAACAGAAGAAAAAAAAGAGAAAAAAUGAAUGCAUUUUGUUCUUGACUGCA
Messenger RNA from Musa acuminata subsp. malaccensis (wild Malaysian banana), 659 nucleotides. NCBI's taxonomy places the organism in Eukaryota, Viridiplantae, Streptophyta, Magnoliopsida, Zingiberales, Musaceae. The record is from RefSeq and is a predicted model, not a curated record.